This is a messenger RNA of Aspergillus campestris IBT 28561, 375 nucleotides long. RefSeq lists its product as uncharacterized. The coding region runs from base 1 to 375 and encodes 124 amino acids. The record is from RefSeq and is a predicted model, not a curated record. The transcript is spliced from 4 exons. Lineage: Eukaryota; Fungi; Ascomycota; Eurotiomycetes; Eurotiales; Aspergillaceae.
AUGGCUACUGAACAGACUGGGCUGAACGUUCUUCGCCAGAGAAGCAUUGUCGACUGCGACACCAUGGACGAGGAUGGGGCUAGAUCAUUUGGACCAUUCGACGACUGCACUUCCAAUCAGGCAAUCGCAUACGCCGAGCUCUCCAAGCCCAAACAUACAGGGUUGAUCGCCGCCGCCGUUAUCCACGCCGGAAGGCUGCUCCAGGAAUUCCCUGGCAUCGGUCUGCGGGAAUUAGCGGUGGAAGUUGCAAUGGUCAAGUUGGCCCUGAAGAUCGCCCCGUAUGUUACGGGCCACGUCCAUAUCCAGACAAACCCUUACUAUGUGUACUCGACUGAGAACACCAUCUCUUAUGCGCAGAGGGAGCAACUCCCAUAG